Rodentolepis nana is the source of this 276-nucleotide messenger RNA. Lineage: Eukaryota; Metazoa; Platyhelminthes; Cestoda; Cyclophyllidea; Hymenolepididae. The record is from the annotation of a GenBank genome assembly.
GGAAACGACGAGUCUAUCGUCGUACUUGACGCUCAGCUUGUUAUGGAAGUGGACUCCCAAAUCUGCCCCAAUAUAGUCGAACCAGCAAGUUCAGCUGGAGUAUGCCCAAGUCGGUUGGAAGUGACUACUGGCCUAGUUGAAAUGUGUGGCCGAGAGAGAACGUGCUCUGUCAUGCCUGACGCUGCUAUGCUUCCUCCCGGCUUUCCUCCUCUCUGUGCUAGGAGGCAUCUACGACUCAGUUACGCCUGUGAUUCUAACAAGGCUGAUGAAACUUAG